UAAACAUCCCGCUGAGGACAAGGAAAACAGUUCUCAUGAAACUCGCACGUCUGGUAACAAAUUUAAUAACUUAAAAAGUUGUGAAGUUUAAGCUUGAAGCUUUUGAGUAGUUCGUCGACCAUGUUCGCGACGGAAGGCCAAGACAAAUGUAUGACGGUUCCUCCACCAACCUCAUUGUCUUCUUUCACUGCCGCUAUAUCUGCACUCUUGGCAGUCGUGACUGUUCCUUGCAACGUUUUGGUGUGUCUUGUCAUUCUUAAAUGUCCACCCCAGUUUAAAAACUUGCGUACACCAUUCACAUAUUUCAUCGUCAACCUCGCCAUGACCGACGUUCUUGUCGGAAUAACAACAGAACCUAUGUCAGUGGUGUAUCACCUCAUGGAAGCUCGAGCUCUUUCUUCAACAAGUUUUGUCAGGUUACUGCAUUUGCUGUACUUUUUGCCUUGCACUGUCUCCGUUCUAAGCAUCAUGGCGCUUACCUUCGAGCGAUUCUUCGCGAUCGCAAAACCCUUAAAAUACAGACGAAAUGUGAACCAUUUCAGAGUAUUCGUGGUUUCGGGAAUGAUAUGGAUUUUAUCGCCCGUGUUUUUAAGUCCUUAUUUCGCAAUGGGCUAUCGCACCUUUUCGUUUCUAUUUGCCAACGUCGUGAUUUUGGUCACUCUGUGCUCUCUCCUUUACGCUUAUUUCAAAAUUAUCAAGACUAUCCAAAGCAGGAAAAAACUCCGGCAAGAAACACUUCGAGGAUUCUGCUUUGCGAAUCAGAAAGCAACAUUAUUCGAGGAAAAAUUGACUUCCACGUUUACUUGCAUCCUGAUCCUAUUCACUAUCUGCUACGCGACACCUUGCCUUCUAAUAUACAUCAUGAAUUUAUGUACAAACUGCUCAUGCGAGGCAAUCCACUGGUUGAGGGACACAUCAUUUCUCUGCGUCAUCUGCAAUUCUGCCAUCAACCCAUUCCUGUACGCAUGGCGUCUUCCCAGUUUCCGCAAAGGGCUGAGGUUUAUGAUGCUUGGAAUCAGUAGAAAAUCUUCGCUACCUAAGAACAGCACACUGAAUGGCGCUUUCAACAAUAGAGCAUCCAGCCUCACUUUUCAUUACGAGCCUUCAAGAUCGCCACAUUAGUGGGCGGAAUUAGACCUUACUCCAAAAUGGCGCCCGGAAUUGAUUAUUUUUCAAAUCAUGAGAAAAAACGUCCUCAAUGCAAAGAACAUACGCAACAACAAUAAAAUAACACUGAAAAUCUGAAGAUAGUGCAUCUAGCAUUAUCAUAUUUGUUCGUUAAUUUAAAGCAGGUUAUUUAAAAGCCUGUUCAGAGACAGCUUUCCCCCAAUGUGCCUUCCGGAGCCAUACAGGAAACGGUGGACACUUACAACACGUACGCACGGUUAAAAACAACUAGGACAAGGCAGUGCAAACUCACGUAAUUCUACAGCCUUAACAAAACAAUGCGGGAUGGGAUAUAAAAUUCCUCUCGUCAUCGAUA
Molecule: messenger RNA, 1483 nt
Organism: Pocillopora verrucosa
Lineage: Eukaryota; Metazoa; Cnidaria; Anthozoa; Scleractinia; Pocilloporidae
Product: adenosine receptor A2a-like
Biological process (GO): G protein-coupled receptor signaling pathway
Cellular component (GO): plasma membrane
Molecular function (GO): G protein-coupled receptor activity
Source: RefSeq, a predicted model, not a curated record